ACUAUUUUCGGAACCACCACAUCACCAUGAUCACCAUGAACGAGCUGGUGGAUCUGCGCAUGCAGCAGCACAUAGCGCACGAGAUCUAUCGCCAGCAGAUCAUGCAGCGCAUACCAGAUCCUUUUCCGCCCAUGCUGCCGAUUCCGAUGCCCAGGCACGUGAUCAUGCCACCCCGAGUCACGCUGCCCGGCGUGGAGAUGACCCUGCAGAACGACGAUCUGUGGAAGCAGUUCCAUCAAAUUGGCACGGAAAUGAUCAUCACCAAGAGUGGCAGACGCAUGUUCCCCUCGAUGCGACUGAGUGUCUCCGGUUUGGAGGAUGAGAGCAGCUACUGCGUGCUCCUGGAGAUGGUGCCCAUGGGCGACUGCCGCUACAAGUUCUCCGGCUCCCAGUGGGUGCCGGCCGGAGGAGCCGAGCCCCAGAGUCCCCAGCGGAUGUACCUGCAUCCGGAUAGUCCGGCCACCGGUGCCCAUUGGCAGGCGCAGCCCAUACUGUUCAACAAGGUCAAGCUGACCAAUAACACGCUGGACAACAGCGGCCAUAUCGUCCUGGCCAGCAUGCACAAGUAUCAGCCGCGUCUGCACGUCAUACGCACCGCUGAUCUGGCGCAGAUUCCCUGGGCUCCCCAGCAGGCCUUUGUGUUCGCCGAGACCGAGUUCGUGGCCGUGACAGCCUACCAGAACGAUCGCAUCACCAAGCUGAAGAUCGACAACAAUCCGUUUGCCAAGGGCUUCCGCGAAACGGGACAAUCGCGCUGCAAACGCAAGAUGUCUUCAUCGCCAACAGGCGAGGAUCAAGAUCAGUCGCCGUCCCUGUCCCAUUCCCAUUCCCAGUCCCAAUCCGAGUCGGACAUGUCGCCAACGAAGGGAGGCGGUGAGGCAGCCGGUGGAACAGCGACAAUCGGCGAUUCGGAUGGUCCGCAAAUUAAGCGCCUGAGAUCAAAUGGCUCCGCCUGCUCCUUAUCAUCAUCGCUGGACGAGCAGUCGGUGCCUGGCGCCAGUUCCCUGGCCCUGGGCUCCCCACCGCCCCAUCUCCAUCCGCAUCCCCUCCAGGCGAGGAGUGCCUCCAGCGUCUUCAUGCAGCACUUUCAGCAGAACAUGCAGAGCCUGCUGCAGCCUUCGCUUGUGGACUUGGCAUGUACCUACUUCGGGCGACCCCAUGAGUACGCAGGAGCGGUUCAGGCCUCACCUCUCUAUCCACCAGCAGCCAUGCUACAGGCUGGCCUGGGCCCACAUCCUGGCCUGAAUCUGCCCACCGGCGUUUCCGGUGCGGAGCUCAUUUCCGAUGAGUCGGGAGCGGAGGAACUCGAACUGGAUGUGGGCAGUGAGACGAGCACAUUGGAGCAGUCCACCCAGGAACAGCCACCGGAACAACCCUCUACCAGGAGCAAGGGCUUCAGCAUAUCGGCCAUUUUGGGGGGAGGAAGUUAG
Molecule: messenger RNA, 1430 nt
Organism: Drosophila teissieri
Lineage: Eukaryota; Metazoa; Arthropoda; Insecta; Diptera; Drosophilidae
Product: T-box transcription factor TBX6
Exons: 5
Coding region: 27-1430 (467 amino acids)
Biological process (GO): heart development; cell fate specification; regulation of transcription by RNA polymerase II
Cellular component (GO): nucleus
Molecular function (GO): DNA-binding transcription factor activity, RNA polymerase II-specific; RNA polymerase II cis-regulatory region sequence-specific DNA binding
Source: RefSeq, a predicted model, not a curated record